Amoebophrya sp. A25 is the source of this 803-nucleotide messenger RNA. The record is from the annotation of a GenBank genome assembly. Lineage: Eukaryota; Dinophyceae; Syndiniales; Amoebophryaceae.
AUGACGCAGAUUCGGCGGGCGGUCGGCGCGGCUCUAGUUUUGGACUUUCCGCGCGACGUGGACUUUGCGCAAUCCACAAUGCGCAUCAUGUUUCAGGUGAACGACAAUUUGCCGGUCACCGAGGGACGCGGGCCUCGCUUCGGCAUGAACCUGAAGAAAAUUACGGAGUUGACCAUCGCCGAACUUGGCUAUGUGCACGUGAAAACGCAGAAUCGGAUUUCGCUGAAACUGACCAUCAUAGAACUCGACUUGAAGUGGAAAUUGCUUAGAGGACUUACAUUAUGGCUGCUUUUCUCUAACUUGGUUGCUUUCAGGAGCAUGACGUGCUCAACAAGAAGAUCGAUCUUGGACAAGAACAUGUAUUGUAAGUACAUUCAUUAUGUCUCAUAGCAAGAUGAAGAAGAAGAAGACAUGAUAGUAGAGAGAUCUGAACAGUAGUUGUCUAAAAUGAGGAUGAUGCUGGAUUUCAAGUAGCUGAUGUAGCUGAUAUUGAUGUGAAAAUUAUUAAUAUGCAGCUGAGCCUGAGCAUAUCUGAUCUCCUAAUUAGAGAGGUGCAGCUACAUGCAGACGCGCGGACUACCUUGGACCAUGAGUUAGAGGUUUUGAGAGGUCGUAACUGCAAGAUCGCGAGUUGGACGAUUCCUUCGAUCUUGGAUAUUCUAGGCCAUCCGGACCCAGAUAUCGCGGGAGCGCCGAUCGUGUCCCCCUCGUUCGCCUUGGCCGGUAUUGAUCAGGUGCAAUUGAUCUUCUAUCCCAAGGGCUACCAGCCGACUUUCCAAGACGCGUGCGGGGUCUUCGUCUGC